Desarmillaria tabescens is the source of this 962-nucleotide messenger RNA. RefSeq lists its product as uncharacterized. Gene Ontology annotation, molecular function: metalloendopeptidase activity. NCBI's taxonomy places the organism in Eukaryota, Fungi, Basidiomycota, Agaricomycetes, Agaricales, Physalacriaceae. The record is from RefSeq and is a predicted model, not a curated record. The coding region runs from base 1 to 879 and encodes 292 amino acids. The transcript is spliced from 10 exons.
AUGCCUUCCCUCCACGUACACCCCGGUCCACUGCUCAAGAGUAGCCAACGCUGGCUCAGAGUCGGUCAAGAUCCUGAAGAUGGAGAGACCAUUAACUUCACUGGGAUCAAGAUCUCGGUUUCUUUGAAGGACACUAAUGAUUCUGUGUUUGCGGUCAUCCCUCCUGGACAAUUGGUUACUGCGGAACAUGAUCUAUCGGCACUGUUUGACUUUGCUUCAGCUCGUCCAGGAACAUUCAUGUUCACACCUGUGAUGUCCUUCUAUAUCACUAGUCCGGAACCUAGAGUCACCGAUGGGGCGAGCCUUGAUAAGGUUUCGGUAUUGUCUAGCUCUGUCGAUAUGAACAUCUCUGGCGACUUGACCAAGCAUGAUCUUUUUCCUGUCCUGAAUACCUGUGUGGUUGAUAUCUGUACUAACAGUACCAAAGCGCACAUUAUCGAUGCAAGCUAUAUUGGGGCAAAAAGUAUAGCUUCAUCGGCGUCCUCUUAUAUUGAAUUGAAUGGUGAUGAUUCUCUUUACACUUCUUACUUCGGCACUAUGCUGACAGACAUGGUUCGCACAGUGUUUGAUAGAGUCGCAAAUGAAGCAUCUAACACAAGGACGAUAGACUGCACGGAUCCAUUCGUUUCAUGUGGAGUUCAGCCAGGUAUCAUUGUGUAUACUGUCUUACCUGAUUCAGAUAUUUACUUCUGCAAUCCCUUUUACUCCUUGGAUUCUAGUCCGGCUAUUCUGGAUCUUACCCAUGCAACUUCCGAAACCAUCGAUGUCAUCUAUGGCUGCGCUAAUGACUGGGCACUUCUUCCUGUUGAACAAGCUGUCAAUGCCGACAAUUAUAACUGCUUCGCAAAGGUGGUUUACAAGGCCACUAUGUGCAGUUAGAAAUAUUGUUGCUUACAGAUGUAGGAUUUCACCCAAUUGAAGUUCUAAAUUUCACUUAAUAGUGUUGUUAGUAUCUGAGAGAC